AUGUGUGGGAUUUUGGCCAUUUUAAAUAUUAGAGGAACAGAAGUUGAAGUAAGGGCAAAAGCCUAUGAAUUGUCUAGAAGAAUAAGACAUAGAGGUCCAGAUAGAUCAAAAAUAAUUGUUCUUGUAAUGAUAUAUCCAUAAUGUUUAGGAAAUAAGCCCAGGUUUGUAUCAUGUGAUUUCUCAUGAAAGAUUGGGAUUAGUGGAUUUGAGUGAUAAAGGUAGGCAACCAUUUUAAUUAAUGGAUGAUGAAAACAUAAUCUUUAUGUAAAACGGUGAACUUUAUGAUUACUGGGAUUUAAGACCAGAAUUAGAGAAGAGAUAUCGAUUUAGUAGUAAUUCAGAUACAGAGAUAGUUGGAAUGUUAUACAAAGAAGUAAUAUGAUUGAAAAAUACAAUAUAGUAUGGGGCAGGCAACUUUUGGAACCACCUUAAUGGAAUGUUUGCCACAGUUCUAAUAGAUAUGAACAAGAAAUCAUUUCAAGCAGGAAGAGAUCAUAUUGGAAUAAUUCCUUUAUAUUAUGGUUACGAUAAGGAAGGAUCGCUAUUCUUAUCAUCUGAAUUAAAAGGAAUUCAUGACUAAGUUAUGGAUGUUAAAUAGUUCCCUCCAGGUUUUAUAUUAAUAAUAGUAUUUUAGGCCAUUAUAUUGAUGAGUCAUAUGAGAUCAAGAGAUGGUAUAAUCCAACUUGGCAUAAUUUUGAUCAUAUUCCAACAGGACAGAUCAAUUUAGAAGAAUUGAGAGAUAAAUUUGUGGAAGUGGUUAGAAGAGAAGUUUAAGGUGAUGCUCCAUUUGGAUUGUUUAUUUCAGGAGGGUAUCUAAUUUAUGAAGAUUAUCAUAGUGUUGAUUCAUCAAUAGUUGCAGGAAUUGUUGCUAAAUUAAUAAAGAAAGGAGAAAUAGAUUUGAGUAAAAGAGGGAUGAGAAAAGUUCAUUCUUUUUGUAUUGGAUUGGAAGGAUCUCCAGAUUUACAUUUUGCUAAGAAAGUGGCCGAAUUCCAUGGAUUUGAACAUCAUUCAUUCACAUAUACUGUAGAUGAAGGAUUAGAUUACAUUCCUGAAGUUAUAUAUCAUACAGAGACAUUCAAUAAUACAACCAUAAGAGCAUCAACACCAAUGUAUAUGAUGUGUAGACGAAUCAAAGCUCUAGGAAUUAAAAUAUGUUUAACAGGUGAAGGAAGUGAUGAAUUAUUUGGUGGAUAUUUGUAUUUCCAUAAAGCACCCAACAGAGUUGAAUUUCAUUAAGAAUUAAUCAGAAAACUUCAUGAUCUACAUAAAUAUGAUCUUCUUAGAGCCAAUAAGGCUUGUUUGGCUUGGGGUAUUGAAACUAGACCUCCAUUUAUGAAUAAAUAAUGGGUAGAGUAUGUUAUGUAAAUUGAUCCAAAAUAUAAAAUGAUUAAUGCCUUUGAACCUUAAAUGGAAAAAUACAUUCUUAGAAAAGCAUUUGAAGAUUUAGAACAUCCUUAUGUACCAUAAGAAAUUUUAUGGAGAUAAAAGGAAUAAUUUAGUGAUGGUGUUGGUUAUAGUUGGAGAGAUGGUAUUAUUAAGAGAGCUAACCAAUUAAUUACAGAUUAAGAGUUUUCUUAAGCAUCUAUCAAAUAUCCAGUAUCCACUCCUAGAGAUAAAGAAUAAUAUUGGUUUAGAUAAAUUUAUACAUCCUAUUUCCCAAGUGAAAGUUCUGUUUUGACUGUUCCAUAUGCCAGAUCUAUUGCUUGUUCAACCGAAAAAGUAAUCCAUAUAUAAUAAUCAUUUAGGCAUUAGAAUGGGAUGAAGCUUUCAAAAAAAAUACAGACGAAUCAGGUAGAGCUGUAUUAGCAGUUCAUAAUGAUGCUAUUAAGGAACUCAUUUAACCAGAUGAGGAUCGAUCAACUGAGGAUAUAUCCAAAGUAUAAGAGCAUUUCUAAUUAUGA
Messenger RNA from Paramecium pentaurelia, 1901 nucleotides. The record is from the annotation of a GenBank genome assembly. Lineage: Eukaryota; Ciliophora; Oligohymenophorea; Peniculida; Parameciidae.